Zalophus californianus (California sea lion) is the source of this 2224-nucleotide messenger RNA. RefSeq names its product crooked neck pre-mRNA splicing factor 1 (gene CRNKL1). The transcript has 14 exons. Gene Ontology annotation, biological process: spliceosomal complex assembly; mRNA splicing, via spliceosome. Gene Ontology annotation, molecular function: protein binding. The coding region runs from base 105 to 2168 and encodes 687 amino acids. Lineage: Eukaryota; Metazoa; Chordata; Mammalia; Carnivora; Otariidae. The record is from RefSeq and is a predicted model, not a curated record. Gene Ontology annotation, cellular component: precatalytic spliceosome; U2-type catalytic step 2 spliceosome; post-mRNA release spliceosomal complex.
CCUGUUCCGGGAUUCCGCUUGUUGUCAGAAAGUGGUGGGGUUCCGGCCAACCCUCGGGGCCUAUUUCUGGGGUCCAGGUUGGCGCGAGGUCGGCUGCUGCAGCCAUGGCGGCCUCCACCGCGGCCGGGAAGCAGAGGAUUCCCAAAGUGGCCAAGGUGAAAAACAAAGCCCCAGCUGAGGUACAAAUAACUGCUGAGCAACUCUUAAGAGAAGCUAAAGAAAGAGAGCUUGAGCUUCUUCCACCUCCACCUCAACAGAAGAUCACAGAUGAAGAAGAGCUAAACGAUUACAAACUAAGAAAAAGGAAGACUUUUGAAGAUAAUAUAAGAAAAAACAGGACUGUGAUUAGUAACUGGAUAAAAUACGCACAAUGGGAAGAGAGUCUAAAGGAGAUUCAAAGGGCUCGAUCCAUAUACGAGCGUGCUUUAGAUGUAGACUACCGAAAUAUUACACUCUGGCUGAAAUAUGCAGAAAUGGAAAUGAAGAAUCGCCAGGUCAACCAUGCCCGAAAUAUCUGGGACCGGGCCAUAACAACUCUGCCUCGAGUCAACCAGUUCUGGUACAAGUACACAUACAUGGAGGAGAUGUUGGGAAACAUUGCUGGCGCCCGGCAGGUGUUUGAGCGCUGGAUGGAAUGGCAGCCUGAGGAGCAAGCCUGGCACUCCUACAUCAACUUUGAGCUGCGAUACAAAGAGGUGGACCGGGCCCGCACCAUUUAUGAACGCUUUGUCCUCGUGCACCCUGAUGUUAAGAACUGGAUCAAGUAUGCUCGCUUUGAAGAAAAACAUGGUUAUUUUGCCCAUGCACGGAAAGUGUACGAGAGAGCUGUUGAAUUCUUUGGAGAUGAGCAUAUGGAUGAACACCUUUAUGUUGCCUUUGCCAAAUUUGAAGAAAAUCAAAAAGAAUUUGAAAGGGUACGAGUGAUUUACAAGUAUGCCCUGGAUAGAAUUUCAAAGCAGGAGGCCCAAGAACUCUUUAAAAACUAUACCAUCUUUGAGAAGAAGUUCGGUGAUCGACGGGGUAUUGAAGACAUCAUUGUGAGCAAACGAAGAUUCCAAUAUGAGGAAGAGGUGAAGGCUAAUCCACACAAUUACGAUGCAUGGUUUGAUUACUUGCGCUUGGUGGAAAGUGAUGCAGAAGCAGAAACCGUUCGAGAAGUCUAUGAAAGAGCCAUUGCCAAUGUGCCACCCAUUCAAGAGAAGCGGCACUGGAAGCGCUACAUCUAUCUGUGGGUCAACUAUGCACUCUAUGAAGAAUUGGAGGCCAAGGAUCCUGAGAGGACAAGACAGGUGUAUCAAGCUUCUUUGGAAUUAAUUCCUCAUAAAAAGUUCACAUUUGCCAAGAUGUGGUUACUAUACGCACAAUUUGAAAUAAGACAGAAAAAUUUACCAUUUGCCAGAAGAGCUUUGGGAACUUCCAUAGGCAAAUGUCCAAAGAACAAGUUAUUUAAAGGUUACAUAGAAUUGGAGCUGCAGCUUCGAGAAUUUGACAGAUGCCGGAAGCUUUAUGAAAAGUUCUUGGAAUUUGGACCUGAAAAUUGUACGUCCUGGAUUAAAUUUGCAGAAUUAGAAACAAUCCUUGGUGAUAUUGAGAGAGCCCGGGCAAUCUACGAGUUAGCCAUCAGUCAGCCACGCUUAGACAUGCCAGAGGUGCUUUGGAAGUCAUAUAUUGAUUUUGAAAUUGAGCAGGAAGAAACUGAGAGAACACGAAAUCUUUACCGAAGAUUGCUUCAGCGGACACAACAUGUCAAGGUAUGGAUCAGCUUUGCACAGUUUGAGCUGUCUUCGGGGAAAGAAGGAAGUUUGGCUAAAUGCAGACAAAUUUAUGAAGAGGCUAACAAAACCAUGAGGAACUGUGAAGAAAAGGAAGAGAGACUUAUGUUGCUGGAAUCCUGGCGAAGCUUUGAAGAUGAAUUUGGAACAGUAUCGGAUAAGGAGAGAGUAGACAAACUCAUGCCAGAGAAAGUCAAGAAGAGAAGAAAGGUCCAGGCUGAUGACGGGUCUGAUGCAGGCUGGGAAGAGUACUAUGAUUACAUCUUUCCGGAAGAUGCUGCCAACCAACCCAACCUCAAGCUUCUGGCCAUGGCCAAACUCUGGAAGAAACAGCAACAGGAAAAGGAGGCUGCAGAGCAAGACCCAGAUAAGGACAUUGAUGAGAGUGAAUCCUGAUGUUCUUGUUCAUAUUGAUAAGUGUUUUAUUAUUUUUAUAAAUUAAUCGUUCGGAA